Molecule: messenger RNA, 2193 nt
Organism: Diaporthe amygdali
Lineage: Eukaryota; Fungi; Ascomycota; Sordariomycetes; Diaporthales; Diaporthaceae
Exons: 4
Coding region: 1-2193 (730 amino acids)
Biological process (GO): positive regulation of transcription from RNA polymerase II promoter by galactose; DNA-templated transcription
Cellular component (GO): nucleus
Molecular function (GO): RNA polymerase II cis-regulatory region sequence-specific DNA binding; zinc ion binding; DNA-binding transcription factor activity, RNA polymerase II-specific
Source: RefSeq, a predicted model, not a curated record
AUGAAUCCGCCUGGCAUCCGACGCGCUCAGCAACAGCAGGCUCCGAGGAAGGGCAGACGUCUGCGCGCCGCUCGUGCCUGUGAUAGGUGUCGUGCCAAGAAGUACAAAUGUGAUGAGGAGCUGCCGUGCUGCCACUGUGCAAAAGCCACUUUGCAGUGUGUAUACCAGAACGGAUCAUUCAGGCGGCAUGACGAUUUGUCGUUAGACGCCCAGUUGAAUGCCGUGCGGGCUGCCUUGCCUCCCAAUGGAUUUACUGGUCCUCCUGGUGCAAGUACCACUACUUCCGCGGAUGCAAUUGUCCCCGAUGCCGACAUUAACCUCAGCACCGGAGAAGGGUCUGCUGCGGACCCGCCUGGAGACACUGCCAGCUCGACCCUGUCAGCCACGCAUGUCGGUGAGGAUGAACAAUACGAAGACCUCGUGUCCCCGGUCCAGGAGGAAGACACAGACGCCGACCGGCAAACGAAGGCGAUCGAGUUCCACGGAUCCACCUCGUCUAUUGCCCUCCUCCGAGAUCUUCAGGUGUCCCUUGGCCGUCUGUUCCAGGGCAGCCCACAUCAACAAGCGGGAGUCUCAUUUCAACGUCGAAAUGGUGGCGGCAGCAGCAGCGGGCAACGGCAGCAACCUUUGCCAUUAUUGCCUGGCGGUGGCAAGCGCUUCAACCUCGUUUCGGAGCUGCGCAACACGUCUUUUGCCCCGCGGGCCGGCACCGAGGGGAACUCGACUAUGCAGCAGAGGAACCUCUACGUCAAGGAGGCGCAGUACUUCAUCGACGCCUACUUCCAGAACUUCCACUUCAUCCACCCCUUCAUCGACAAACAGAUCUUUCGCCGGCGGGUGGCUGACAUGUGGGCCGCUGGGGAUCCGGCCUGCGACAUGUGCUUCUUCUGCACGUACCUGAGCCUCAUGUCCCUCGGGGCGCUUAUCGGAGAGUGGGAGUGGGAGGAGGACCGCCUUGGGGGACUGAGCCGAUUCGAGUGGAGCCGUAAACUGUUCGACGAGGCGUUGGCCAACUUGGCCGACUUGCAUUUCCCUGCCAACCUGGACACGGUGCACUGCCUGUACCUGUGUGCCAAGGUCUGCCAGAACGAGCUCAACCAUAACAUGGCUUACUUGUACUCGGGAUUUGCCGUGCGCAUCUGCCUCACGGCCGGGUUUAACCAGGACAACGCCUGCGGCGGAUUCGGCAGCAGCGGCAGCGGCACUUCAUCAUCCUCGUUGCAGAUAUCACGCACCUGGUGGGGUCUCUACUCCCUAGAGAUGGAACUCAGCUUUGCCUUAGGCCGCCCGGAUACUUUAGGACUCGAUGAGUAUCACGACCGGUCGUUACCGCCCGUCGAUGACUCCGAAUUCGCCAUAAUUCCGUUGAUGGUGGAUUUUACCCGCAUAGUGCGCCGGAUCGCCAUCAGCAUCUACCACUCCCGGAUGUCCUGGCAGCAGAAGAUGGUCCGCGCGCAGGGACUCGAGGGCGAGCUAGACGCGUGGAUCGCCGCUCUCCCCGCUCGCAUUAGGCCUGCUUGUCCUUCAUCGCAGUCUUCCUCCUCCUCUGCCGGCGGACUGGCUGCCUUACGUCAGCCUAAGUGGUGCCGGCGCCAAAAGAUCAUCACCGAGAUCCGCUACCACAAUGUGAGGAUGUUGCUGUUUCGGCCGUUCCUCUCCAUGCUGACUGGGGAUGCUGGCAUGCCGCUGCCGCCUGGUAUAGCUGAGGCCGUGGAGAAGUGCAUUACCUCGGCAAAGCGCACCAUAGAGGUCGUUCACGAGGCCAUGAUUGCCAACAGCUUCUUCCGGACGUGGUGGGACAACACGAUGUACAUCCUGUUCGCGACGGCAGUGCUACUCCUCCACACGAGCCGCGACAGGCAGUCCCAUUGGCCGGCUAUUGCCCCCCAGGUGCAUGUUGCUGUGGAAAUCCUUGAGGCUAUGGACGAGUGCAUGGUGGCGAGGAAGUCGGCGAAUAUUAUCCGGCACAUGUUGGCGCAGGUCACGGGCCAGCCUACCCCGAUUUCGAAGACAACUACGAAUUUCGAUAUUGAAAAUAAUGUUCAACCAAAUUCAGACGAUUCUCUUGCGACGGCGGAUGAUGAUGGCUUCGGAUUCCUGGUGAACGAUGCUUUUGAAUUUCAGAACAUUGGCUCAAAUUUCUUGUUUCCAAGCUAUCUUUCUACUGGCGACCUCUCUUUUGGAGGUUUGUAA